CGAGCCUCCGGUAUUUACGGCCAAUUCAUGUCCAUCUGAUAGAACUAAAGUGGCUGAUCCAAGCAGCAUGGUUACCAUGGUAACAUGGACUGAUCCUACAGCCACUGAUUCUACCAAUGUUGAUCCUAUUGUGGAAUGCACACCGGCCUCAGGAACAGACUUCGUGAUUGGUCAGACACCUGUCACAUGUACAGCAACAGAUGCUGCUGGAAAUAAGGCCACACCUGACUGUACAUUUACUGUGACUGUUACAGAUUUUAAUGAGUGCACUGCAACGAACUCUGACCGCCAUACUUGCGAUGAAAGUAUAUCAGUCUGCAUGAAUACAGAUGGAGACUACAACUGCAACUGUAAUGCUGGCUACAGUCAUAACAACGGAGAUGACAAGACAUGCGAAGACAUUGAUGAAUGCCAGCCAUCACCUUGCACCAACGCUCAAUGCACCAACACCGCAGGAAGCUUUACGUGCACUUGCAAUGCUGGCUAUAGUCAAUCUAGCGGAGAUGCAACAAUGUGUAUAGAUGAUCCUCCAGUCUUUGAUACCCAGUGCCCAGCAGACAUCAAUCGAUUUGCCGACCCAAGAAGUACCACAACAACUGUAACCUGGACCGAUCCCAUGGCAUCUGAUGUUGUUGACGGUGGAUCAGUAAAUGUUGUAUGUAAUCCACCAUCUGGACGAGAUUUACAAAUUGGCACCCAUAGAGUCACAUGUACAGCUACGGAUUCUGCUGGAAAUACACGAGACUGUUCAUUUGAUGUGAUCAUCACGGAUUUUAAUGAGUGCACUGCCUCAAUGGAAGCUGGUCGUCAUGAUUGUGUCAAUGCUGUGUGUAUUAAUGAAGAUGGAGGGUUUUCAUGUACAUGCAACGAUGGCUACAGUAAACCCAACAUGAAUGAUCAUACUUGCACAGAUACUGAGCCUCCAGUAUUUACACCCGGUUCUUGUCCUCAAGCAAUAUCUCGUGUGGCUGAUCCCAGAAGCAUGGUUACCAUGGUAACAUGGACCGAUCCUACAGCCACUGAUUCUACCAAUGUUGCUCCUACUGUGGAAUGCACACCGGCCUCAGGAACAGACUUCGUGAUUGGUCAGACACCUGUCACAUGUACAGCAACAGAUGCUGCUGGAAAUAAGGCCACACCUGACUGUACAUUUACUGUGACUGUUACGGAUUUCAAUGAGUGCACUGCCUCAGUGGGUUCACCUGGUCGUCAUGAUUGUGUCAAUGCUGAGUGUAAUAAUGAAGAUGGAGGGUUCUCAUGUACAUGCAACAAUGGCUACAAUAAACCCAACAUGGAUGAUCAUAUUUGCACAGACACUACUCCUCCCGUCUUUGAUCCCAACACCUGUAGGUCACCAGAUGCUCAAGUUGCCGAUCCUGAAAGUAUGACAUCAACUACAGUUACUUGGACCACUCCUACAGCCACUGAUACUACAGGAAUAGCUCCUACUGUGACCUGUACACCAUCAACCAAUCACGCCUUUAGGAUUGGUGAUACGGAUGUCACAUGUACAGCAAGAGAUGCUGCUGGCAAUAUGGCUCUGAUUAACUGUGUAUUUACAGUCACCGUUAUAGAUUUCGAUGAAUGUACUGCAGUGACGAAUGGACAUAAUUGUGAUACCUUUGCAAACUGUACAAACACAGAUGGAGGUUUUCUGUGCACGUGUACAGCUGGCUACACUGGUAGUGGAGUGACGUGCACAGAAUGUGCUGAUGGUUUCUUUGGAGUUGAGUGUUUGUCACCCUGCACAUGCGUACAAGGCGCAGAUUGUAAUAAUGUGAAUGGUACCUGCACCUGUACUCCUGGGUUUACAAAUGCUGUAUGCGACAAAAAUUACCUGGACGUAGAAUUAUCCGUGACUGAGGAACCAGUCUUAGACACAGCUGCUGUUGAUAACGCUACACUGCGGUGUCAAGUCAAUCUACUUUCAGGAGAUCUGGUUCCUAUAAACCCUGUGACAAUAACCAAUCCUAACGGGACAUCAGAGACUGCCAGUAUGAUAAUGGAGGGUUUGUAUGAGAUCAUCGUACAUGACAUCAGCCCAGACAACAGUGGGAAAUAUACAUGUACAGCGACAACGGUGAUAAACGGAGUUGGAUUGUCAGAUUCAGAUGAAUUUGAAUUAGAUGUCCUUGCACCUGGGCGCAUCAUAUCACUAAAUGAGAGCACCGAGGGGAAAUUGGGAGAAACUGCAACUGUCGACUGCGUAGUAUAUGCUCGACCAAGACCUGUGAUCACCUGGUACAAUAAGAACAAUGCAGUCAUAGAGACUACUGAUCCUAAGUAUUCCAUUUCAUCGGUUGAUGGCCAAGAACGUCUGACUAGUUCACUGAGUGUGCUGAAUCUUGCCCGAUCCGAUAAUGGAACUUAUUUCUGCGAGACUUCGAAUAAUCUUACCCUAGAUAGAGAUCGAAGGGAGGCUGCCAUCAUUGUUAUCGAGGUUCCUGAGGUAGACAAUGUUGAUGCCAUGGCCAUUAGUGCCACUGAAGUCGAGGUCAUUUGGAGAGUCAGUUAUGAUGGUAAUGCUCUGCCAUUCAUGUGUAAGGUGGAUUACCAAAAACCUGGACGUCCUGAUUGGACACUUGGAGCAUUUGCUGAGGAGCCACCACUAUCACGACGUAUCACAAACCUUGUUGCAUACAUGGAGUACCCAGUCAGGGUAAUCUGUCAGAACAGAGCUGGUGUAGGCUUGGAAGUAAUGCGACCAAACCCAAUUAGAACUCUACAGGCAGCACCUGAUGCCCCAGAGAAGGUCCGAGUGACAGCGAUUACUUCGAGCUCUCUCACUGUGAAGUGGGAUGCACCUGUAAUCGAGAGAGGAACCAUUGCUCACUACGUUGUAACAGUUGACUCUGCAUUUGAUGAGCCAAAGUCACACCAAAUAUCGGCUCACUACAACGAGAUUUAA
Patiria miniata (bat star) is the source of this 2908-nucleotide messenger RNA. RefSeq names its product fibrillin-1-like. The transcript is spliced from 15 exons. Lineage: Eukaryota; Metazoa; Echinodermata; Asteroidea; Valvatida; Asterinidae. The record is from RefSeq and is a predicted model, not a curated record. Bases 68 to 2908 code for a protein of 946 amino acids. Gene Ontology annotation, molecular function: protein binding; calcium ion binding.